Molecule: messenger RNA, 1734 nt
Organism: Contarinia nasturtii (swede midge)
Lineage: Eukaryota; Metazoa; Arthropoda; Insecta; Diptera; Cecidomyiidae
Product: probable cytochrome P450 6d5
Exons: 2
Coding region: 75-1637 (520 amino acids)
Molecular function (GO): heme binding; oxidoreductase activity, acting on paired donors, with incorporation or reduction of molecular oxygen; iron ion binding
Source: RefSeq, a predicted model, not a curated record
UAAAAAGUGAACGGUGGCAAUCAAGUAACGAGUUCAUAGUGAUUUAUUCAUCGUCAUUUAAUUGUUUAUUUAAAAUGAAUCUUUCAAUCAAUAUGUUUAAAUGUGAUGUCGUGAUGCUUUUGUUGGCCAUAAUCACAUGCGUGUAUUUUUAUCUCAAGCGAAUUUAUUCAUAUUGGGAUCGUAUGGGAUUCAAAACACUUCCGGGCACCGUUUAUUUAUUUGGCCACAUAAAAUCAAAUUUUAUGGGAAAUGAAAUGAUGGCAAUUAUAGUGAAAAGAUUAUACAAUAAAACCAGUGAACCUUUUAUUGGAUUUUAUGCAUUAAUGCGUCCAAUAUUACUGAUACGUGACCCUGAAUUGAUUCGAAAUAUUUUAGUCAAAGAUUUUUCGUAUUUCCCCGACCGUGGUGUAUACGUUAACGAAAAAUAUGAUCCAUUGUCUGGUCAUUUAGUGGCUAUGGCUGGCGAAAAAUGGAAAGGACUGCGUGCAAAACUCACGCCAACUUUCACGUCUGGAAAAUUGAAAGGAAUGUUUCCAACAUUGGUGGCAUGUGGAUCAAAUUUACAAAAUUAUCUGGAAAAAGUGGCGGAAUCAAGUGAAUUGCUUGAUGUACAAGAAAUUGCAGCCAGUCACGCUACAAAUGUCAUUGCAUCAGUUAGUUUUGGCAUCGAUGUUGACGCAAUUACUGAUCCGAAUACGGAUUUUCGAAAAUACGGUCGAAAAAUGUUUGCUCCAAGUAUCAAAAAUUCACUUCGACUUAUUUUGCUGACGUGUGCACCGAGGUUGAUGAAAUUUUUACAUAUCAAAUGCGUUAGUUCAGAUGUGGAAAAUUUUGUUUUGUCGAUUGUUAAGCAAAAUUUGGAAUAUCGUGAAAUGAAUAAUGUGACACGAAAUGAUUUCUUUCAAUUGCUUAUUCAAUUACGAAACACGGGAUCGGUGGAAUCAGACGGGCAUGACAGUACAAUAAAAUCGAAUGGAAAUCAAAAGACGUUCACCGUGAACGAAAUGGCAGCCCAGUCUUACAUUUUUUUUGCAGCUGGGUUUGAGACAUCGUCAAGCACACUUGCAUUCUGUUUAUAUGAAUUGGCGAGAAAUCCGGAGAUUCAGAACCGUGUUUAUGACGAAAUUAUCCGAGUGCUAGAAGAUCAUGGCGGAGAAAUGACAUACGAUGCGAUAUCGGAUAUGGAAUUUUUGGAUCAGUGCAUUGACGAAUCGCUCCGGUUAUAUCCGAUUGGAGCAUUUUUGCGUCGAAAUUGUGCGAAAAAUUAUAAAAUACCCGGAACAGAUAAAACGCUCGAAAAAGGUGCCGAAAUUUUUAUUCCCGUGUUUGCAUUGCAGCGAGACGAAAAAUAUUAUAAAAAUCCCAUUGAAUUCGAUCCGGACCGAUUCAACAAAGAGAAUUCAGCGACGAAAAAUCAAACAAAACGGCCAUACUAUUCGUUUGGCGAUGGUCCGAGAAAUUGUAUUGGAGUCAGAUUGGGCAAAUUGCAAGUUAAGGUCGGACUAGUUAUGAUGCUGCAACGCUUCAGAUAUGAAUUGCUACAUGAGCAAGAAAGUACACGUGAAAUGGAAUUUGAACCGAGAUCUUUUUUACUUUCGCCACGUGGAGGCAUCAAAUUAUGCGUUUUUAAGCGCUGACUUUUUUAUUGAAGAAAGAUAAGAUUUGUCUGAACAACAUAUUAUUCUCUGAAUGAUGUAAUUCUGCAAUUGUAGCACUUUAUAAAAUUUAGCUCAU